AAAACGUACCUCCAACAAGAAUAAGGGCUUUCAUAGUGUGUCAAUGUAGAACGGGAAGAGGUGGGUCGAGAUGAAGGAAAGGAAAAAGAAGGAUAAAAAUAAAAUAAAACUGCGAUGGAAACAAAAACGCAAUUUCCCAGCUGUUGCACACACCAUGCCCAAUUGAGUAGGAUUGAUUCGCAGACAGCCAAUAGGAAUCGUUUACGGCAUCAUCCCUGUGCCUUUCUCCCUGUGAUGAAAUUUUUUUUUUUGUUGCAGAUCCCUUUCCAUACAUCAUCAUCCAGUGACUGUUCAACACGGCGCUACACUUUUUUGUACCAUGACCACACGAGAACAGGACAAUCUGCAAGCUACUUUGAAUGUCUUGAAUAAAAGACUUCAGUUGGCACAAGAACAACUGGGUCGUGCCGAAACGACUAUCCAUAUGAAGCGAAAGUUUCUAAAAAAAACCCGUCACACAUUGGAAACCGAAUUAAAGAACACGUUCUCUUAUGAUCGCUCGCUUCAACGGCAAAAGAAACGUACCUUACUGCUACCACCACCGGGACUGGUUCCUUUGCUGGAUACAUCAUCUUCUUCUUCCCCUAUACCUCAUGAUCCGAUGGAUACCAGUGACGACGGAGCUUGUGAAGUCUUGCGAAUUACGUCGUGUAUUGGCUCCUUCCGCGGACCUGACGAAGAUCGUCUCUGGUUUAAAGUCCACGCCAGGAACCUUUCUAGUCAAAUCAUCAUUUGCGAAGCAUAUCUUUAUAUGGACACUGUUCAACCAGUAGAUCUAUUGCCCGAACAAGUCUCACGAAAUACCGUGUAUACCAUUUCUCCAGGGAACGAGGUCACGCUGUAUGCCGCUUUCACAUCGCUGGUCGAUGUGUUUCCCGCCGAUUUGCAACAACAUCUCCGCAUUGCUUGCCGAUACGCUAUCGACAACGAUGAUGAGUGGCAUGUGACCCAGUACGCUCCUAUCCAGUGGGAUCUAAAUCUUCAAGCGAACUUUUUCCACGAUUUCGCCUCUGUAUCUGUAUUAGCGCCUAUUUACUAUCCUUCACGGAUACGACUGUUAAUGCAACUGGCCGAUCUUGCUCAAUUUAAAGAUCAACUCCACUUUUUACACACCGGUGGCCUUCAAAAUGUGCUGCACUCGGAAGAUCAGACGCUGCUGGUGAUUGGCCAUGCCGAUCAGGAUAUUCAUCUGUAUGGAUUUAACGAUCGGUCUCUGGCACGAUGUAUACGUACCCUUGCUCCGGUGAUCCAGAAUUUCAAUUCCUUAAUUUACCCCCAAGACAAAAACACGACACUACAGCAACUCAUCGUCGCCAUGGUAGAUGAAGUAGAUCACAUCACAUCCACACCAGACGACGAUCCCCUUGCCAAAGUUCGUCAACAUCAAACCAUGCUGGCGGCUAGAGAGACUACCGUCACAUUUUUGGACCGUUAUUUGAGUCAAUAAGAUGGAUAAAUGCGCAUGACUUGAUUUCCUUUAAUUGGUAUCUUUGUGCUUUUCAUGAAAUAACAUCCAGUUACACAGAUUUGGUUGUGCUACACAUUUU
This is a messenger RNA of Radiomyces spectabilis, 1547 nucleotides long. RefSeq lists its product as uncharacterized. Lineage: Eukaryota; Fungi; Mucoromycota; Mucoromycetes; Mucorales; Radiomycetaceae. The transcript has 5 exons. Bases 320 to 1447 code for a protein of 375 amino acids. The record is from RefSeq and is a predicted model, not a curated record.